This is a messenger RNA of Cuscuta epithymum, 1382 nucleotides long. NCBI's taxonomy places the organism in Eukaryota, Viridiplantae, Streptophyta, Magnoliopsida, Solanales, Convolvulaceae. The record is from the annotation of a GenBank genome assembly.
GUUUAAAUAUCCAUAUUACAUGCGAAAAGCAUAAUUUAUACUCCGUAUAGACUUAGCUUGGAAGAGUGAGAGAAGCGCAACUAGUGUAGCAAAGCCGAUGGCGGACGGCCCAGGAAAGGAGAGGAGGAGGGCAAUGAACAACGUUUUCUCUAACGAUUUGUUGCUGGAGAUCCUGCAUCGUAUUCCGGCCAAAUCGGCCGUGCGGUGUAAAGCGGUGUGCAAGCGGUGGCGAAACCUAAUUUCGACCCAUUUUUUCAUGGAUCUUUUUUGUUCUCACCACCCUCUUCGCGAGGGCAAAGAGGAGUGCUUGGCCACCGGCUGCUCCACCAAGAUUCAUAUGUUCCUGAUUCAUCCCCACUUUGAGCCCGAUUUUUCUCUGGACUUCCUUCCCUUUUUUGAAGCUGCAAAAGAUUCGAAAUUCAUCCUGGGGUUCAGCAAUGGAUUACUCUUGUGCAACCCAGACCCGAAAGAUCAGAUCUUUUACUACAUAUGCAACCCAAUCACGAAGAACUGGGUCAGUCUCCCUGCAGCGCCGGCGGUGCAUGAAGAUCUAGAUAUAUCGGUGGGUUUCGCCCAUUACCCGGAUCUUUCCUGCCCUGGCUUCAAGAUUGUCCGAGUUCUUCCGCCCCUGAACACCAAACCGGUCUCAGAUUUUGAAGUCGACAUCUUUUGUUCCUGGACAGGAACUUGGACCAGGCGGACGGUGACAUCUCCCAAGCCCAUUACCUGGGUGCGCCUAGUAGUGUUGCCUCCUGCCGUUUUUUACAGAGGCUGUCUGCAUUGGUUGAUCAGGGACUUUCAUACGAUUGUUUACGAUGUGAAGAAUGACAAGAUCAAUUUUAUUGUGGAUCGGCCAAAUGGCCUGGUGGAGUUUUGGGGGAUGGAUUUAUAUGGUUUCAGUCUAUGCGGCGGCUUGUUUUACGUCGCUCAACUGCAUUAUACCGUUUUGAUAAUAUGGCAGCUGAAUCACAACGAGUGGACUAUGAAGCGAAAGGUUAAUCUGGAAGAAGAAAGCAGUAUCAGAUUCGGGCGUGAGUGGCUAAUGUGUUUAUCAACUCCAUGCCAAAAUUUGCUUCUCCAUCCCUACGAUAUUGAUGUUUUUUAUGUAGGUAGUAGUUAAGGUCGGGCUUUAUCUUGCAAUUUGAGAAGCAAAACUUUGAAACCCUUUUGCAACACACAUUUCACCAUGUUUACAUAUAGCCUCAUGCUUCCGCUCUGGCCAGCUUCCAUACCCCAAAUUCUCAAUUUGUAACUUAACUGCCUGGCUUUUGUGACUAUAUACAUUGAUGGAACUUGUUGUACUAGUAUUAAUUAUAUAUUUAUAUGGCCUUGAGUAUUAUACUUUUCUUUAUUCUUUAUAUAAAAAUAAUAUACAUUCGUCC